AGCAUGCUGGAGGAGUACGAUGCGAUAACACAGGCACAACAGAGCACAAUUGAUGCCCAGCAGACCACGAUUGAUGCACAGCUGAGAAGGGUGCGUGCGCUUCGAGGCAAGGUGUGCAAGGCCAGCGCGAGCACACUGGGCGAACAGCUGGGAACCUCCAAGGACAAGUGGCACGGUGCUGUGCUGGCCAACAACGGCCUCAUCUACGCCGCGCCGCACAGCGCAAGUUCUGUGCUCAUCAUCGACCCCAGCACCAACGCUGUGGACACCACGACCAUCUCUGGAUUCGGUGGUGAGCGGUACAAGUGGGCUGGCGCCGUGUUGGCGCACACGGGGCACGUGUACAUGUUUCCGUCGACCAACACCUCAGUGCUCAUCAUUGAUCCGGACACCAACACGGCAGACACCACAAGCAUCCACUCGCUCAGCUCCGGCAGCGAUGAGAAGUGGGCGAGUGGCGUUGUGGCAGACAACGGGCUCAUCUUUGGCGUGCCGUUUUCUGCCGCCUCCGUGCUGAUCAUCGACCCCGUGACCAACACCGCAGACACCACCACCAUGUCUGCCCUUCCUGCGGACACUUACAAGUGGUAUGGCGGUGCUCAGGCAGGGAAUGGCCUCAUCUACUGCAUUCCAACGUUUGCGGCCUCGAUCCUCGUCAUCGACCCGCAAACCCUCACGGCCGACGCCACAACGCUGGGCGGCUUUGAUGCAUCUGUGAAGUGGGCGGGCGCCGUGCUUGCCGGCAACGGGCUCGUCUACGGCAUGCCAGCGCAUGCCCCGACGUUGCUGGUGCUUGAUCCAGCCACGAAUGCCACCAGCACGCUCACCGUCGCUGAGGCGACAAACGAGGGCAAGUGGGUUGGCGGCAUCCUCGCGCCAAACGGCAACAUCAUCGGCGUCCCAAGCACCUCGUCCGCCGCCCUCAUCUUCGACCCCGCCACCAACACCACGGACACCACCUCCCUCGAUGGUUUGCCUGGCAACUACAGCUGGUAUGACGGCGUGCUCGCCCCCAACGGCCGCAUCUACGGCAUCCCCCGCAACGCGGACACCGUGCUCGUCAUCGACCCAGGGUGUUGACAUUGUUGGAUGGGGGGAAGCGGGGGAGCGAAGGGGGUUUGGGGAAGCGAAUGGGGAGUGAAAGAGAGAGAGAGAGAGAGAGAGGCGCGGCGGGGGUAGAGUUAGUUUGAUAAGUGAGUUAUGUUACAUGUUACAUGACAAAAGUUCGGCGAUUACAG
Molecule: messenger RNA, 1238 nt
Organism: Salpingoeca rosetta
Lineage: Eukaryota; Choanoflagellata; Craspedida; Salpingoecidae
Exons: 1
Coding region: 4-1080 (358 amino acids)
Molecular function (GO): protein binding
Source: RefSeq, a predicted model, not a curated record